Molecule: messenger RNA, 1008 nt
Organism: Fusarium pseudograminearum CS3096
Lineage: Eukaryota; Fungi; Ascomycota; Sordariomycetes; Hypocreales; Nectriaceae
Exons: 3
Coding region: 1-1008 (335 amino acids)
Source: RefSeq, a predicted model, not a curated record
AUGGAUGCUGUUUGUCUGCUUCCACCUACUGAAGGUGACGGCGGACUAGCUCCAUGGAUGGACAACUGGAAUCCUGGAGAUAGGAUAUACUAUUCUUUCCCCAUGAGUCAUGGUGCUGGUAUACUCAUGGAUGUUGUCAUCCCUGCGCUAUACAGUCUACAGUGCAUUCUCGGCCCUCCAAGUGUUUUGCUUGAUCUUGGAUUGCUCGAAGCACGCGCAGACCAUGCCAAUAUCGACAUCUGGAGCAUGGUACCUUCACUUGCAGUUGAGUUGGGUGAACAUCUAGAUGUAUUGUCCAAGUUCAAACCUUCCAAGUUCAUCUGUGCCUCAGGUGGUCCUGUCAGUCCACUCAUUGUCUCUGAAGUCAACAAGGUGGUCAGGGUCCUCAAACUGACCGGUACAACCGAAGGCCUCUUCAUUGGCAGCUUAUGGGUACCCAGAGAAGACUGGCACUGGUUUGCCUUCCAUCCCUACUCAGGAUUUGAGUUCAAAGAAAUCCACCCCGGCAUCUUUGAACAGUGGAUACACCGUAAUGAGCAUUGGAAACUAUUCCAAGGCAUUUUUCACACUUUUCCUGAUGUUGACUCUGUCAACCUCAAGUACAUGUAUGUCCGACACCCUGACAAUCCCAACCUCUGGGCUUUUACGAGUCGCAGUGACGAUGUUGUUGUCUUGUCCAAUGGCUACAAGAUCUCACCUCUAGACACGGAAGCAUUGAUCUCUACACAUCAUGAAAUUGAAGGAUGUCUGUUGAUCGGUUCCGGAAAGCCUCAAGCUGGCUUACUCAUCGAGCUCAAGGAUCCGUCCGAGAGAAACAACGAGCUCUUUGACAGCAUAUGGGCUAUGGUUGAGAGAGCGAACAAUUCCACCUUUCAGAAGACUCGAGUCCAAAGAGAUUGCAUCGCCUUUGCGGAGGCGGAUAAACCAUUCAUACCCACCAACAAGAGGACCGUCAAGCUACGUGCGACUUUGGAACUCUAUACAUACAUGGUUGUGCUGUCCAUCUAG